Molecule: messenger RNA, 528 nt
Organism: Cadophora gregata
Lineage: Eukaryota; Fungi; Ascomycota; Leotiomycetes; Helotiales; Ploettnerulaceae
Exons: 2
Coding region: 1-528 (175 amino acids)
Biological process (GO): response to oxidative stress
Molecular function (GO): glutathione peroxidase activity
Source: RefSeq, a predicted model, not a curated record
AUGGCUUCCGCUACUAGCUUCUAUGAUUUCAAGCCUCUUGAUAAAAAAGGCAGUCCCGUCCCCCUCUCCACCUACUCCAACAAAGUCGUCCUAAUCGUCAACACGGCCUCCAAAUGCGGCUUCACACCACAGUACGAAGGUCUCGAAAAGAUCUACAAAUCCAUCAACGCCACACACCCCGACUCAUUCAUCAUCCUCGGCUUCCCCUGCAACCAAUUCGGCUCGCAAGAGCCCGGAUCCGACGACACGAUCCAAGAGUUCUGCCAGCUGAACUACGGCGUCUCGUUCCCCAUCAUGGGCAAGACGGACGUCAAUGGCGAUAAGGCGAACCCGCUGUUUGAGUGGUUGAAGGAGGAGAAGCCCGGGUUGUUGGGUAUGAAGAGGGUCAAGUGGAAUUUCGAGAAGUGGCUUGUGGGCAAGGAUGGGAAGGUUAAGGGGAGGUGGGCGAGUACCACGAAGCCGGAGUCGUUGGAGAAGGCGAUUUUGGAGGAGAUUGCGAAGGGUGGGGAGGCGAAGGCUGGGUUGUAA